Messenger RNA from Lottia gigantea (owl limpet), 651 nucleotides. RefSeq lists its product as hypothetical. The transcript has a single exon. The record is from RefSeq and is a predicted model, not a curated record. Lineage: Eukaryota; Metazoa; Mollusca; Gastropoda; Lottiidae. The annotation marks the transcript as partial.
UUAUCUACCAAGAAGUAUUGGAAAGAGUUUUAUACAAAAUCGGAAUUGAAUCAAAAUGAACAAUUUGAUUGGUUUUUAGAUGCUCAGACAGUUUGUGAACAAUUGGAUAACGUUUUGGAUUCAAAUGACAAAGAACCUUUGCGAAUUCUUGACAUCGGUUGUGGUGCCUCGUCCAUUCCUUCAACAUUAUGUUCAUAUUCCCAUCGACCCUUAGAUCUCCAUUGCGUAGACUUUAUUCAAAGUGCAUUGUGUCAACAGCAAUCGUGGUUGUCAAGAGUCAAGUUUAAAAACCCACAGACAUUGACUCACUUCAUAGUGGCAGAUGUUUGUAGGCUUCCAUAUAAAGAUACACUCUUCGAUGUAAUCAUUGAUAAAGGAACUAUGGACGCGCUGUUGAAAGACAGAAACUCUGGAAACGUCAAUGGUCGAACUAUGGUAUUUGAACUAGCCCGAGUUUCUCAAGAUAAUGGAACAAUUCUACAAAUAUCUGACGAAGAUCCCGAUAUCAGGUUACCAUUAUUGGAAUCGUGGUCAGUUUCGGGCGCCAUGGUAUCUGUGAAGUGGACAUCAACAGUUCUAAAGUCAUUUGGAAGCAUAGAAUACUUUGCCUUUCACGGAAUAGUGUCACGGAGGCCGGAUAUCAACAAAUGA